AUGCAAGAGGUGUUUGGUAGAUUGGGCAUACCUAACUCAGUAAGGGCGGAUAAUGGCAGACAAUUCACCAGCUCCGAAUUUAAAAGCUUCUGCAAUAAUCACAACAUCACUUUAAUUACGACUUCCCCAUAUUGGCCGCAUGCGAAUGGGGAAGUUGAAAAUAUGAACAAGUCGUUAGUAAAGAGGUUAAUAAUCGCGCACAACAACAAACGAGACUACAAGAAGGAGAUCAAGGAAUUUGCAUUGAUGCACAAUGUCACGCCGAACGGUACAACAGGAUCCUCACCCUCAGAGCUCAUGUUUAAUCGUGUCAUUCGAGAUAAAAUCCCAGGUAUUCAAGACUUAACAGACGACAUGUUGGACUCGGCUGCCCGAGAUUAUGACAUUAUUAACAAAUGGAAAGGGAAAGAGAAGGCGGACAUGAGACGAAGGGCAAAAGAAAGCGACUUUGAGGUAGGGGAUAAGGUCUUAUUAAAGAACGUGGUAUUCGCGCAAAAACUUACUCCAAACUUCGAUCCGACGGAGUACACAGUAAAGGAAAGGAGUGGCAAAGACGUUAUAAUAACAGCUGGGGAAAAAACGUUUAGAAGAAACAUUAGUCACAUCAAAAGGCUACCAGCAUCCGAAACAAUCUCACACAACGAAAGUAAUCCUACGACUUCAGGACAAUCCAUGCCGUGCGGUCAACCAUCUCAACAAAUCUCAACUCACGCCACUUCAUCAACGGGAGCGCCGGCAGCAGACCCAGAGGCUUAA
Bactrocera dorsalis (oriental fruit fly) is the source of this 756-nucleotide messenger RNA. RefSeq lists its product as uncharacterized. Gene Ontology annotation, biological process: DNA integration. The transcript has a single exon. Gene Ontology annotation, molecular function: nucleic acid binding. Bases 1 to 756 code for a protein of 251 amino acids. The record is from RefSeq and is a predicted model, not a curated record. Lineage: Eukaryota; Metazoa; Arthropoda; Insecta; Diptera; Tephritidae.